Nerophis ophidion (straightnose pipefish) is the source of this 1899-nucleotide messenger RNA. It is a transcript of the gene nfyc, whose product is annotated as nuclear transcription factor Y, gamma. The coding region runs from base 643 to 1704 and encodes 353 amino acids. Gene Ontology annotation, biological process: regulation of DNA-templated transcription. The transcript has 11 exons. Gene Ontology annotation, cellular component: nucleus; CCAAT-binding factor complex. Lineage: Eukaryota; Metazoa; Chordata; Actinopteri; Syngnathiformes; Syngnathidae. The record is from RefSeq and is a predicted model, not a curated record. Gene Ontology annotation, molecular function: protein heterodimerization activity; DNA binding; DNA-binding transcription activator activity, RNA polymerase II-specific.
CUGUUCGCGCUUCCUCUUUUUCUUUCCCCCUGACCCCUAUCCUGCCUCUCAAGGUAACUUCGAGCAGGAAGUUGGUUGUCAGUGGGCGGAGGAAAAGUGGGGGCGGGGCCAAGAUGGCAGCCAGUGACAUUGAAUCGCCUCGCGCUCUCAUUUGCUGCCGGCAUAGGGGGGAGGCGGGCCCCGGGUGUCACGUAGCAGGCUAGAUUGACUUCUGCUGAAUAUUAAAGGUAAAGAAGCACAGCGGCUGCGAGUCGGGAGUGUUGCUGGACUGCAGCCGGGGAGUCGGGGGCUGUUUUGGGACACUUUGGUCGGAGUACACCCGCCAGAAACUGAGCUCUCGUUUCGGCAGGGGGUCAUGUCACACCGGAGGGAGGGGUGGGACGGGAGGGGGGCUCGCUCCCAUGUCCGAGCCGGGAGCCUUUUUUUUCCUUUUUCUGAUACUUUUUAUUUUUGUCCAAAGCCGUUCUGCGGCGCAAGAGUGACUUUUUUUGCUUGUUGUUGUGAGAAGGCUGCACCGGACGGAAGUCGCAAGAGUUGUUGUUCUCUCUCUCUCUCUCGCUGGCGCUCUCAAGGAGACUCGACCGAGAGGGAGGGGGGCCGGACCCGGACCAUCCGCCAUGAAGGGCACGGGCCUCGUAGAUCAUGUCUGCAGAUUCGUUUGGCGCCGGCGGAAGCGAUGCCCAGCAGACUCUGCAGUCCUUCUGGCCUCGCGUCAUGGAGGAGAUCAGGAACCUGACUGUGGACUUUCGCGUGCAGGAAUUGCCUCUGGCUCGAAUCAAGAAAAUCAUGAAGCUGGAUGAGGACGUCAAGAUGAUCAGCGCCGAGGCCCCGGUGCUCUUUGCCAAGGCAGCACAGAUAUUCAUCACGGAACUCACCCUCAGAGCGUGGAUCCACACGGAGGACAACAAGCGACGCACGCUACAGCGGAACGACAUCGCCAUGGCGAUAACAAAGUUCGACCAGUUUGACUUCUUGAUCGACAUCGUGCCCCGAGACGACUUGAAGCCCCCCAAGCGACAGGAGGAAAUGCGUCAAACGGUGGCCCCGGCAGAGCCUCUCCAGUACUACUUCACCUUGGCCCAGCAGCCCGGCGCCGUGCAGGUACAGGGCGCCCAGCAGGCUCAGCAGGCCGGCACGCAAACCGCCGCCACCAUCCAACCCGGGCAGAUCAUCAUCGCACAGCCGCCACAAGGACAGAUGCUUCAAGGUGCCACCAUGCAGCAUCUGCAGCAGGUGCAGGUGCAAUCGCACGGCACGCCCAUCACGAGCGCCCCCGUGGCCAUGCAGGUGGGGGACGGACAGCAGGUGCAGAUUGUCCAAGCUGCGGCGGCGGCCCAGGGCCAGGCUCAGACGACUCAGGCGCAAGGCCAAACCAUGCAGGUCAUGCAGCAGAUCAUCACCAACACUGGGGAGAUCCAGCAGAUUCCCGUGCAGCUAAACACGGGCCAGCUGCAGUACAUCCGUUUGGCCCAGCCGGUCUCCGGGGCCCAGGUGGUGCAGGGACAGAUCCAGACCCUGGCCAACACCCAGCAGAUCACGGAAGUCCAAGGACAGCAGCAGUUCAGCCAGUUUACCGACGGACAGCAGUUGUACCAGAUCCAGCAGGUGACGGUGCCAGGAGGCCAGGAGCUGACGCAGCCCAUGUUCAUCCAGUCCAGCAACCAAACGGCGGACACGCAGGUCGCCCAGGUCAGCGCCGACUGAGCAGCUGUCCACCAGGAGGGAGGUCUUCUUAACUUAGUGACCAAUCAGAAGCCAAAGGGACACUGAUUGCCCCGCCCCCAUCAUCAGCACACCUUUAUGUUUUUAUACUUUUUUAAUAACGCCACUGCCAAUCAUGUCGCCGUUUUUGUCUCCUGGUCACAUGUUGCUGUUAGCCCCACCCCCACCCCUCACACA